GCAAUCCCAUUGGCCGAAGCCUCUGAGCCAAUCAUUUUGCUGCAUAUACCGAGGCAGUCUUGAGUGCUCCGUGACAUUCAUAGUUGUCUUUGACAACUGUGUAAAUAGUCCAAAAUGAAUGUUUUACGGUCGACUUUUUCCCGGUUGAGUGGACUUACACCAGUGAACAGCAUUGCUGCAUCAAACCCCACAGCAGCUGGCAGCUCUCACCUUAGAUCACUGAGCAACUGGGUUUUAUCCAGAACAGCUGUAGGACCUCAGAUUUCCAGAUGUGGACCACUUCCGUUGCAAGCUGAGGGUUCAGGAGUUUACCAGCAGCUUCCCUGGGAAUACCAGCAGGUACGGACACGGAAAAGAGGCACUGAGUACCAGCCCAAGAACAUCAAACGCAAGAGGACCCAUGGCUGGAUCAAGAGGAUCAGCACACAAGGUGGCAUUGAGGUGAUUCUGCGCCGGAUGCUGAAGGGACGAAAGUCACUCACACACUGAAGGUUUCCAUCGGGGAAAAAAACUUUCUGUUCAACCUGUAAAACUUCAGAGGAAAGAAAAGCUGAACUGUGAGGCUGUUGAACACUGUAGGUGUUCAGCGGCCUGUGAAGAACUUGUGUAUUAUACUGAUUGGUGAUACCGGGUGUGGAGUUGGGGUUGGCUUUACAAAUGCAACGAUACUGGGUGUGAGAAUGGAAAUUGGCCUUCUGAAACCAAAUAAUGCCUUAAGUGAAAAGAGGCCUGUCGGUUUCAGUCAGUCAUUCAUGAGGCCAGUUUUACAUGUGCAGAAUAUAAACUGGCCUAAAUGUGAUUGUGUUCUUAACCAUUACAUGUCAGAAUUCAUUGCAUGUGUGAAAUUAUUUGGUUGAAGAACAAAUUCAGUCUGCAAUAAACUGAUCUUGCAAAAUUGU
Molecule: messenger RNA, 899 nt
Organism: Myripristis murdjan (pinecone soldierfish)
Lineage: Eukaryota; Metazoa; Chordata; Actinopteri; Holocentriformes; Holocentridae
Gene: mrpl34
Product: mitochondrial ribosomal protein L34
Exons: 2
Coding region: 115-489 (124 amino acids)
Biological process (GO): translation
Cellular component (GO): mitochondrial large ribosomal subunit; ribosome
Molecular function (GO): structural constituent of ribosome
Source: RefSeq, a predicted model, not a curated record